Messenger RNA from Prosopis cineraria, 2295 nucleotides. RefSeq lists its product as uncharacterized. Bases 1 to 2295 code for a protein of 764 amino acids. NCBI's taxonomy places the organism in Eukaryota, Viridiplantae, Streptophyta, Magnoliopsida, Fabales, Fabaceae. The record is from RefSeq and is a predicted model, not a curated record. The transcript is spliced from 3 exons.
AUGUGUCCGCAGACGAAAAGAAUAUUCACGCAACGUUGGAAUUUUGGUUGGAAUGUGAGGAAAUACUUUGGUCUCAAAAAGAAAGAUUUCAGUGGCAGCAAGAGGGUGAUAGAAAUAUUCGAUUUUUUUCAUAACUUUGUUCGUGAGCAAAUGGCUAGAGAUAAUAUAUUCAGAUUAAGGGAUGCUUCAGGUACUUGGGUAAGUGACUUGGAGAGUUUACGUUCUUUGGCUCACCAGCAUUUCAUGCAGUCGUUUUCUCAGCCUCCUUCGAAGUCCAAAGAUGAUAUAAAACAAGCUCUUCAGCAUUUGCAUGUCCUACAAUUGUCUGUUGAGAGUGUUCAAAGACUGCAAAGGGCAAUAACUAUUGAUGAGGUUGAGCAAGCACUUUUUCAAAUGAGGUCAGAUAGCACUUCAGGGUUAGAUGGUUUCCAUGCCCACUUUCAUAAGAGAUAUUGGUCAUUAAUGCGUGAAUAUAUUUUUCAAUUAGUGAAGGAAUUUUAUGAGACUGGGAGGUUGUCUCCAAUAAUUAAUCAUACUUGUGUUGUUUUGAUUAAGAAAUAUGACUCUCGUAGGUCUUUGAAUGAUUUCAGGCCUAUUAGCUUGUGUAAUGUCCUGUAUAAGAAUGUUUCCAAGUCAAUUAGCAAUCGGUUGAAAGGGCAUUUAGAGGAGAUCAUUACUCCUUUUCAAAAUGCUUUUGUGCCUGGUCGACAGAUUUCAGAUAAUAUCCUCAUUUUUGCUGAGUGUUGCAUAAAAUUCAGAACUUUCGAAGAAAUAAAACUGGGGGAUCCAUUGUCUCCAUAUUUGUUUGUAAUCACAGCCAAUAUACUCUUUUGUAGGGUUUUGCAUGAGGAAAAUCAAGGAAAGUGGAAAGCAAUUAAGGUUGCACAAAACUCUUUGCCAGUGACUCAUUUAAUUUAUGCUGAUAAUACGGUUUUAUUUGGUCAUGCUAAAGAAGAGGACAUACUGAUACUGACAGUGGAUAAGAUUCUACAAUUUUAUGGGACAUUGUCAGUUUGCCAAAAGAUUGGUCGUUAUUUGGGUGCUUAUUUAGAUGAGGGUCAGAAUCGUUCUGCUCUUUAUCAGGAAGUGAUUCACAAAGUGGAUCAGAAAUUACAAGCAUGGAAAGCUCAAUGUUUAUCUCAGGCUGGACGUUUAACGUUGAUUAAUUCGGUCCUGGUUUCACUUUUGACUCACCCUCUAUCUCACAAAGCUCUUCCUCUAAAAUACUUCCAUUUAAUUGAUAUGAAAUUGGCUAAUUUCUUUUGGGGUUCUCCUAAGUUGCAUUUGAAGAAAUGGGAUUCCAUUUGUGUCUCAAACGUAUGUGGAGGUUUGGGCAUUAAGCGUAUUGCAGAAUACAACACGGCUUUAUUGGGUAAGCAAGCUUGGUGCUUAAUUUCGACGUCGCCAAAUUCACUUCUCAGCCAAGUUCUGCAUCUUCCUCAUUCUUAUCAUUUACAAAGGUAUUCCUCCAUGUCAUGUGUGUGGGAAGGUAUUAUUUCUCACAGUGACAUUAUUGUGAAUCACCUUAAGUGCAAAAUUGUCAAACUUUGGUGGCCCAGGCAGUUUCCUCUGCCUCUAACAAAUAUGACAAUAGUCAAUCUUACUUUUCAUACCAAAGCUAAAUGGAACCCCAAGUUACUAAAUCAUAUUUUUUAUGAACAAGCAAGAGAUAGACCAAUUAGGAUGCCUUUUCCCAUACUGGGAGAGCGAGAUGGUAUCAUUUGGAACUUGAAUGACUCCAGGGAGUAUACCGUAGGGACAGCAUACAAUUAUCUAAUGAAAAGCUGUGAAGUUCAAAGUGAUGUUAAAGUUAAAGAUCCCUGGUUAUUCAUUUGGAAGUUACAUGUUUACCCCAGAGUGCAACUUUUCUCAUGGAAGCUUGUUCAUUAUGCUUUGCCAUUAAGAGGUGCUUUGAAAGCUCAUCAUCAUCAAAGGAUCAAUGAAGGAUGUGCUUUUUGUGGGGAGAUUCCAGAAGAUCUUGUGCAUUUAUUUUUCCAAUGCCCUUUUGCUCAAUGUGUUUGGUUUGGUUCACAACUUAGUUUGAGAAUAAUGGCUGAUGGGUCAAAGGAUGAUGUCAAUGGUCAUUUGUUGCCUUUACUUCUUCUGGUUAAGCAAAAGCAACAUGAUGAGCCAAGCAACAAAUCUGGUAACAGCGAGUUGAUCGCCAUCUUUCUUUAUGUCAUUUGGCAGAGCAGGAAAGGAUUCACUUUCAAGACCUCUCAAAUUACUCCUAUGAAAGCUUUAACGAGGAUUCGUUAUUAUUACAACCAAGUAAGUUCCAUUGGUGACACCUAG